AUUUAGUACCAAGAGAUUCCAAAUUGAUGGAACUGCUUUUAAAAACUGCAGGAGUUGAUGAAUAUGAACCUAAAUGUGCUCAACAAUUAUUAGAAUUUGCUCAUAAUGUAGAUGAUAUUAAGCUUGCCAUACAUGGUCGUAUAAAUCAUUCAUUCACAUUCCCACCUAGACAAGAGUUUUUAGUUCAACUUGCAAAUGAAAGAAAUGAUGUACCUUUACCACAUGUACCAGUAAAAUAUGGAUUAAGAUUACCACCAGAUAGACAUUGUUUAACUUCUUCCACUUUUGAUAAUAAUAAAACUAAUAUUUAUAGUAGUGCUAAUAGUAAUCUUGAUUCAUCUUUAGUAGAUGAAGAUUAUGAUAUGCCAGAAAUAAAAUUUCAAGAAAAUUUAAAUUUAUCGCAGCAAACAUAUGAACAAUUAAAUAAUAAAAUAUUUCUAUUAACUGACCAAAUUGGCCCUGAAAUGCUUUUUGUAAGUCCACAACUAUCAGGCGGUAGACCAAAAUUAGAAGUUUCUGAAAAUGCAAUAAUUUUAUUAUGUUCAGAAGGAUUCUCUUUGGUUGAUAUUGCCAAUAUCUUUGGAACAAGCAUUACAACAUUAUAUAGAAAGAUGACAUGA
This is a messenger RNA of Entrophospora candida, 620 nucleotides long. The record is from the annotation of a GenBank genome assembly. NCBI's taxonomy places the organism in Eukaryota, Fungi, Glomeromycota, Glomeromycetes, Entrophosporales, Entrophosporaceae.